This is a messenger RNA of Auanema sp. JU1783, 1032 nucleotides long. NCBI's taxonomy places the organism in Eukaryota, Metazoa, Nematoda, Chromadorea, Rhabditida, Rhabditidae. The record is from the annotation of a GenBank genome assembly.
AUGAGCCCUGAAGAUGUAGAAAUAUUAAAAUCCCUAGAAUUUCCUGCAAUAUUUACCAACACAACUAUCUUCCACCAAUGCAUCUUACCAGUCUCCUCAUUUUUCAACCUAUUCACUCUUUAUGUCAUUAAGACUCGCUCACCUAAAUCUAUUGGAGCUGUCAAGAAUUAUAUGAUAUGGCAUCAGCUAUGCAAUAUUUUCACUGACGUAUGGAUCACGGCUUUAGUACGACCUAAUCUAUUUUAUCCGUUCUUCGUUGUUGUGACCAAUGGUCCUUUGAACCUGUUAAUGACACCGAUCCUCCAAACGAGCAUACUUAUUGGCGCUCUGCAUUCUACUGCUUGUGUGAUUGUUAUAACAUUGUUUUAUCGAUAUCAAACGUUAUUACCAUUGGGUCACUUCUUGAAAAUUCGGGAUGAGAUUCGUAUUCAUCAAGCUGCUGUUAUCGUUUUCGUCUUUUCAUUCCUCAAUGGAUUUUUUUCAUUGUAUGUACUGAACGUUGAUAUCGAGAGUGAAAAGGCGUACUUGGUUGAGACCCAUCCUUUUCUCAAGUAUAUUUUUGCGUAUAAACACAUUUAUUGUAGGAGGCAUGAUAACUUUCUUCUCCUCUUCACUUUGAACAUCGUUGUCAUGUUCACCUUUUGUGUCAUGAUAACUGUCACGAUGCUUCUAUUAACUUUCACAAUAACUGAUAGAAAUGCCAGUGCCAAGACGAAACGGAUGCAGAGAUUUUUCACUUUGAAGCUAUCAUUUCAAUUAGUUCUACCAUUAUGGUUCCUGGGUAUACCUGGUUUCUACUUAGCCGUUUCGGUGUUGGGUAAGAUUUAUACUCCGUAUAGUGGAAUUUGCAACAUGGGUGCUGUUUUUGCCGUCUCAACUCACGCGUUGGUCUCUUCAGUAACAACAUUGUUUUUUUGGAAGAACUAUCGCAUGUUUGUGGUUUUCCUCUUCGUAAACAUCUUUAAGAAGUUGAAAGGCAAUUCAGCUUUCCCCAUAUUUCCAUCUCAUCAACCAUCAAGCAAUAUGCGUUGA